AUGGCUCCCUCAUUCGAUCAGACUACUCGCGCCAGCGAGUUGGUAUCUUACUAUUCUAGCCAAAUCAGGGGCAAGACCAUCCUUAUUACUGGCGUUUCUCCUGGGAGCUUGGGCGAAAGCUUUGUGAAGGAGGUGGCCAAGGGCAAACCUGCAGCCUUCAUCCUCGCUGGUCGUUCCCCAAACAAAUUCCAGCAGCUCGUUGAUUCCCUUGCGAAAGAACAUCCCAGCAUCGCAGUCAAGUCACUCGCCUUAGACUUGACAUCGCUCACCAAAGUCCGGGAAGCUGCCGAGGCCGUCAAUUCAUGGUCGGAUAUACCAUCCAUCGACGUGCUCGUGAACAACGCCGGGAUCAUGGCUGUCCCAUACCGUCUGACCGAAGAUGGUUUUGAAAGUCAGCUUCAAACGAAUCAUCUUGGCCAUUUCCUCUUCACCAAUUUGAUCUUGGACAAGAUCCUAUCCUCUAGGCAACCCCGCAUUGUCAUCGUCACCAGCAUGGGACAUCGGCAAGGCCACAUCCGAUGGGGUGACUACAACUUCAGCAAGGGAGAGUUGUAUGACAAAUGGGCUGCGUACGGACAGUCGAAGUCCGCAAAUGCAUUGACGGCUCUCGCACUGGCCGAAAAGCUCGGCUCGAAGGGGCUUCUCUCGUUCAGCGUGUGUCCCGGCUCCGUCGGGACAAACCUCGCCGCCCACGAGGCACAUGAUAUGGACACUUUCGUGAAGGACUUCCAGGCCGCUGAUGCUCGAGUCGGCACGUCGUGGAUGUUCAGAUCCCCUUUCUACAAGGAUCUGGACCAAGGGGCUGCCACCCACGUAUUUGCGGCAUUUGAUCAGGGCAUUGCGAAGCACAACGGCGCGUACUUGAACCAUUCUCGAGUCGCUGACCCCUAUGCGGAGGAAGUCUGGCCAUGGGUACAGAGUAAGGUCUCGGCCGAUAUGAUGUGGACGCUUAGCGAAAAGCUUGUGGGCCAGGAGUUCAAGUAUUAG
Fusarium vanettenii 77-13-4 is the source of this 987-nucleotide messenger RNA. RefSeq lists its product as uncharacterized. The coding region runs from base 1 to 987 and encodes 328 amino acids. The transcript has a single exon. The record is from RefSeq and is a predicted model, not a curated record. Lineage: Eukaryota; Fungi; Ascomycota; Sordariomycetes; Hypocreales; Nectriaceae.